GGAUGCCUGGAGAACAGAAAUCUAGUUAUCAAAAUUGACUCAAGAAGAGAGAAUCUAACAGAAGAAUAACAGUGGAAGAAAUUGGGAACAUUAUCAAAAAGCUAUCAUCCUGCCAAACUCCAGGCUCAGAUGAUAUUACAGGUUUAAAAAAAAAAGUCCUUAAUGAAAAAGAAAGCUCUUAAGCAACAUGAUGGAUUCAGAAGCUCAUGAAAAGAGGCCACCAAUACUAACAUCUUCAAAACAAGAUAUAUCACCUCAUAUUACAAAUGUUGGUGAAAUGAAGCAUUAUUUGUGUGGCUGCUGUGCAGCCCUCAACAACUUCACAAUCACAUUUCCCAUUCAGAAUGUCCUCUUUCGACAACAGCUGUAUAGCAUCAAAACCCGUGAUGUAAAACUUCAUUUGAGAAGGGAUGGAUUUCGAAACUUGUAUCGUGGAAUCCUUCCCCCACUGAUGCAGAAGACAACUAUACUUGCACUUAUGUUUGGUCUGUAUGAGGAUUUAUCCUGCCUUCUCCACAAGCAUGUCAGUGCUCCAGAGUUUUGCAACCCGUGGUGUGGCGGCAGUGCUUUCAGGGACAACAGAAGCAACUUUCACUCCACUGGAAAGAGUUCAGACAUUGCUUCAAGACCACAAGCAUCAUGA
This is a messenger RNA of Piliocolobus tephrosceles (Ugandan red Colobus), 643 nucleotides long. RefSeq names its product solute carrier family 25 member 51-like. The record is from RefSeq and is a predicted model, not a curated record. Bases 188 to 643 code for a protein of 151 amino acids. Gene Ontology annotation, molecular function: NAD transmembrane transporter activity. Gene Ontology annotation, biological process: mitochondrial NAD transmembrane transport. The transcript has a single exon. Lineage: Eukaryota; Metazoa; Chordata; Mammalia; Primates; Cercopithecidae. Gene Ontology annotation, cellular component: mitochondrion.